AUGCCCCGUCUCCAGCAAACCGAAGCAAAUCCUCGCGGGGAGCUGAAACAACCUUCUCGAGCCCCGGUGUUUUAUGAAGCUGAACAUCCGCAGCGUAUCAAAAUUCUUAGUACCUCGCAUGGCUCCCGCAUCUUCUCUGAGUCUUCCGCGGGUGAUUCGGGAUCUAAGAAUGAUGAAGCUGAUUCAGAGCCAAGUGCUUUUUUAAGCCAAGAUAGUACGCUGGACGACACGCUGAGCGUGAUUGCCAGAGCGCUCAAGAUAUCAGAAGAGUCCAACUUGACUAUAGAUAAUUUACAGGCGUAUGCAUUAGAGCUUGCAGCAAAACCUGCGGUUCCUCGAGCUCAACUGAUAUAUCGCGAGUCGAUCCAGGAAAACGAUCAAGUCAGAAUGUAUGGUGCAAUCCUACGGAUGGUUUCGGAAUAUGAAGAAGAGUAUAAACUCGUUACCGACCUCAUCGACAAAGGUGUUAUUACUGCUGCAUAUCUCAAAUACCUGUUCAAACCAGAGGCAAUAGUGGUCGGGGGAAGAGAUCACAAUUGCCGUGUCAAGCACAUGGUAUCUUACGAUGAGCACCUUGGUCAAAAGUUCCAUGAUACUGGUGAUGGCCGAUAUAUGAUCGGCAUGGCGAUGUGUCUUAAGCUGCACAGACCCAAAGAGGAAGAGAGAAAGAAAUUUGAACCGUUUGUUGGUUCCGACGAUCUUGGAUCUGAAGCGGUGAAGCAGGACCACCCACCCGAUGGUAAUUUCGUUCGUAUGCUGCCUCUGACGAUCAAUGGCGACAACCUCAAGAAAAAGAGUUGGCUAGAUUUGAACGUCGUCAGGAUCAACGAAGUCGUGUGGAAUACGCGAGCUUUGGACAAUCUAGUAAGGAAUGGAAAAAUAAAACGACUUAUCCAAGCACUUGUCAGUAACCAAGUUGAGGCGGAAAAUUCCACCGACAUUAUUUCUGGGAAGGGCAACGGCUUGAUCUUAUUGUUACAUGGUGGACCAGGAACGGGCAAGACUUUGACGGCCGAGAGUGUAGCCGAAAUCGCCCACAAGCCCCUAUACCCCUUUACAUGCGGAGAUAUUGGGACCGAGCCAGAAUUUGUAGAGAACUAUCUUGAAUCAGUUCUUUACCUAGUUAAGACUUGGGGUUGUGUGGUCUUGCUCGACGAAGCUGACAUAUUCCUGGCGCAGCUUAGCUUCGAGGACCUUCGUCGCAACGCGUUGCGCACUCAGAUCUGGGGCAACUUUCUGCGCCACUUGAGGGAAUUGAAUGAGGAGGGCAUUGAUUGUGUCGACCUAGAAGACAAUGUUGAGCAACUGGCAAGCAAUAAGAUGAACGGCAGAUAA
Messenger RNA from Truncatella angustata, 1335 nucleotides. RefSeq lists its product as uncharacterized. Gene Ontology annotation, molecular function: ATP hydrolysis activity; ATP binding. The record is from RefSeq and is a predicted model, not a curated record. Lineage: Eukaryota; Fungi; Ascomycota; Sordariomycetes; Amphisphaeriales; Sporocadaceae. Bases 1 to 1335 code for a protein of 444 amino acids. The transcript has 5 exons.